AUGCCCCGCAACCACGGCGGCGGGGAGGAGGGCGGCUCCGCGGGGCUCUGGGUGAAGAGCGGCGCGGCGGCGGGCAUGAAGGAUGUGGAGUCGGGCCGGGGCAGGGCGCUGACGAGCUCGGCGGCCCGCGGCGACGGCCUGCUGCUCCUGGGCACCGGCGGCGCGGCCGCCCCCGCCGGGCUGCGGGAGGGCCGCCGCGGGAAGCACGGCGCCCGCAUGAGCCUGCUGGGGAAGCCGCUGUCGUACAGCAGCGGCCCGAGCUGCCGCAGGAACGCCAAGUACCGCCGGCUGCAGAACUACCUGUACAACGUACUGGAGCGACCCCGCGGAUGGGCCUUCGUCUAUCACGCCUUCGUUUUUCUCCUUGUGUUUGGUUGCUUGAUUUUGUCCGUGUUUUCUACUAUUCCCGAACACACAAAACUUGCCUCUGGUUGUCUCUUCAUUUUGGAAUUUGUCAUGAUUGUUGUCUUUGGUUUGGAAUUUAUUAUUCGUAUCUGGUCUGCUGGGUGCUGUUGUCGAUACCGAGGAUGGCAAGGAAGACUGCGCUUUGCAAGGAAACCAUUCUGUGUAAUAGACAUCAUUGUUCUCAUCGCUUCAAUAGCAGUUGUUUCUGCAAAAACUCAAGGUAACAUUUUUGCAACAUCAGCACUGAGAAGUCUUCGUUUCCUACAGAUCCUUCGUAUGGUGCGCAUGGACCGAAGAGGAGGCACUUGGAAAUUAUUAGGUUCUGUAGUUUAUGCACAUAGCAAGGAAUUAAUCACAGCCUGGUACAUAGGAUUUUUAGUACUCAUCUUUUCAUCUUUCCUGGUUUAUUUGGUGGAAAAAGAUGCGAAUACUGAAUUCUCCACAUAUGCAGAUGCUCUCUGGUGGGGCACAAUCACAUUGACAACCAUUGGCUAUGGAGACAAAACUCCUCUUACUUGGCUUGGAAGGUUGCUUUCUGCAGGAUUUGCUCUACUUGGUAUUUCUUUCUUUGCACUACCUGCUGGCAUCCUUGGCUCAGGAUUUGCAUUGAAAGUGCAGGAACAGCAUCGUCAGAAACACUUUGAGAAAAGAAGGAACCCAGCUGCAAGUCUAAUUCAGUGUGUAUGGCGUAGCUAUGCUGCUGAUGAGAAAUCGGUUUCCAUUGCUACCUGGAAGCCUCAUUUGAAGGCCUUGCAUACCUGCAGCCCUACAAAAAAAGAACAAGGGGAAUCUACUAGCAGUAAGCUUUGUAGUAAUAAACAGAAGCUCUUCAGGAUGUACACCCCUCGGAAACAUAGUCAAAAGCUAAGUUUUAAGGAGCGGGUCCGGAUGGCCAGUCCACGAGGUCAAAGUAUAAAAAACAGGCAAUCUUCAGUCGGAGAUCGCCGGUCACCAAGUGCUGACAUUGCCACCGAGGGCAGCCCAACCAAAGUCCAGAAGAGCUGGAGCUUCAAUGACCGAACCCGCUUCAGGCCCUCGCUGCGGCUGAAGAGCUCCCAGCCCAAACCCAUGGUCGAUGCUGACACCAGUCUUGGAACAGAUGAUGUUUAUGAUGACAAAGGGUGCCAGUGUGAUGUUUCUGUAGAAGAUCUCACCCCUGCUCUUAAAACUGUCAUUAGAGCUAUCAGAAUUAUGAAGUUUCAUGUUGCAAAGAGAAAGUUUAAGGAAACGCUUCGCCCAUAUGAUGUCAAAGAUGUCAUUGAACAGUAUUCAGCAGGUCAUCUGGACAUGUUAUGCAGGAUUAAGAGUCUUCAGUCACGUGUUGACCAAAUUCUUGGGAAAGGACAAAUCACAGCGGAUAAAAGAAGCAGAGAAAAGAAUCCUGCGGAGCAUGAGACAACUGAUGAUGUCAGUAUGUUAGGGCGGGUAGUCAAAGUGGAGAAACAGGUACAAUCCAUUGAGUCAAAAUUGGACUGUCUAUUAGAUAUUUAUCAACAAGUUUUGCGAAAAGGCUCUGCAUCUGCGCUCACUUUGGCUUCACUUCAAAUGCCAGCUUUCGAGUGUGAGCAGACUUCUGAUUAUCAGAGUCCAUCAGACAGCAAAGAUUUGUCUAAUUCUGCACAACUUAGUGGAUGUGUAUCUAGAUCAGCUAGUGCCAAUCUGCCUCGUGGCCUACAGCUUAUACUGACACCAAAUGAAUUUAGCACUCAGGCUUACUAUGCUUUUAGUCCAGCUAUGCAUAGUCAAGCAACACAAGUGCCAAAUGAUGGACCUGCAACAGUUAAUAAUGCAUCAAACCAAAUAAACCAGACAACUAAGCCAGCAACUCCGACAACAUUACAAAUACCACCUUUCUCAUCGAUGAAGCAUAUCAAUAGGCCUGAGCCCAUUCAUAUUAUUCCUGUAACCACACAGGAAAAUAUUUCUAAUGUCACCGCUUGCCUUGUUGCAUCAAAGGAUAAUGGACAAGUUGCACAGCCCAGUGCAACAAAGGAUCACACGUGGAGGAAAAGUCUGGAUACAGAAGGGGAACCUUUGCUCUCAGUUAAACCUGUGGUGCAGAUGGAUUUAGGAAAAUCUUUAUCUGUACAAAACCUUAUACAGUCAACAGAAGAACUGAAUAUACAGAUUGCUGGCAGUGACUCCAGUGGUUCCAGAGGUAGCCAAGAUGUAUACUCCAAAUGGAGGGAGUCAAAAUUAUUUAUAACGGAUGAAGAGUUGGAGACAGAGGCAGGGACAGAGACUACUGAAGCCAUCUCGCGCCCGUUAAUGGAAACAACUCUCUCUGCUGACUCUCUAAGGACUGGAAUAUCAAGAUCAUCUCAAAACAUCUGCAAGCCAGGGGAUGGUACAGAAGCACUCAAUCUGCUCCACGUCAAACUCAAAUAACUUCUGGCUUUCUUCACUGGCUGGAUCAUUCCUCUAGUCAUACAUAUCAUAGCAUGAACUGUUUUGAAAGCCUUUUAAUAAGAUAAAAUCACAAAAAUCAGGAUGAAUCUUCAAAGCAGUUGAAUGAGCCCAUAUUUCCUAGUUGCAUGAAAAUGCAUGUCUAAGCAAUGGCUAACAUCCAAAUUUACACCUACAGUACAGCAGCCUUUCAUGUAGUACAGUAGGUUUAAAUAAAGAGUUGCCUACAAAGCUAAUGCUGCAGGAUGUAUCAAAAAACAAAAAUUUGAGUAUUUAGACCUUGUGAUAUUUCUAUGGGGCAGAAGUAAAAAUCUUAAGGUUUAAAGCACUUUGCUUCUGAACUAAUUAAAUAUAUAUAUAUAAUGUCCUGAUUUAGAUGAUAGUUUAUGUUUACAACAAAAAGAUUAUCUACAGCUGCUAGCAAGGUACCAAGGAGAUGAAUAACAUGGGGUUAGAAAUGGCUGCCAGUCGCAAGAUACACACAUUAACUCAUCAGUAAUCAGUUAUUUUUAGCUCUGAAGAACAGUAUGUUAAUAUCUGAUUUUUGGUGAUUUAGUGCUGUGGCAGAAGUACCUGACACACCACUGUCACAUUGUUCUUUAUAACAAGAACUAUUUUGUUACAAAAAGGUUAUAUUUUAAGGAUUGGGUCUGGCCUUAGAAGUAGAUAAGGUGGGUGACUGCACUGAAAACUAAAGGGAAUCUCUCCUUCUUACAGUCUCAUUGAGAAGCUGACUUGUGAAUCUGAACCAUUUUGGCAGCAGUAGGUGAGGGAAGGAAGCAGGUGCUGCCUUUAUUGUAGAAGCAAUAUUUCCUUCUUGUGAAAAUUUUGGCAAUUUUCCUUGCAGUCCCAACCUGAUACUAUGACAGCACUUUCAUAAGGCUGGGCAAGAAGGGAAAAUGAGGAACUGAAAUACAGAGUAAAACUAAAGAGGACACAACAGAAGGGAGGAAGACAACACAAUCAAUGGGAAAAUAAAUAAUAAUAAUAAUAUGGAUUUAGAUGGUCAGGAAGGGAAGUCAUCCCAGAGAAUAAAACAAGAAAGGUAAAGAAGGAAAA
Hirundo rustica (Barn swallow) is the source of this 3870-nucleotide messenger RNA. RefSeq names its product potassium voltage-gated channel subfamily Q member 5 (gene KCNQ5). Gene Ontology annotation, biological process: potassium ion transport; transmembrane transport. Bases 1 to 2793 code for a protein of 930 amino acids. Gene Ontology annotation, molecular function: voltage-gated potassium channel activity. The transcript is spliced from 15 exons. Gene Ontology annotation, cellular component: membrane. Lineage: Eukaryota; Metazoa; Chordata; Aves; Passeriformes; Hirundinidae. The record is from RefSeq and is a predicted model, not a curated record.